This is a messenger RNA of Clonostachys byssicola, 660 nucleotides long. The record is from the annotation of a GenBank genome assembly. NCBI's taxonomy places the organism in Eukaryota, Fungi, Ascomycota, Sordariomycetes, Hypocreales, Bionectriaceae.
AUGGCUUUCUUUCCACGAACCUUCUACAAUACCGAGGCCUCAUUCACGCCUCUCUUCCGCUUGCUCGACGACUUUGACACCUACUCUCGCAGCGGAAGCAACUCAAAUGGCACCACCCGUUCAAACAUCUCGCACUGGCAGCCCAAGUUUGACGUUCGCGAAACCUCGGACGCCUUCCACUUCCACGGCGAGCUGCCAGGCUUGACCAAAGACGAGAUCUCGAUCGAAUUCCCAGAACACCAAAGCAUGACUAUCCGCGGCAAGACCGAGCGCACUUAUAGCUCGGGCACCCCGCCUGCAGGCCUCCUCGAAUCCACCAACAAGGACACGCCUGCUGUGACCGAGGCUGGCGAGCGCCGCAACUCACACCAAGCCACCGUUGAAGACGAGGCUAACGUCGAGAAACCCGACAACAAGGCAGUUGCUGCUCCAGAAAACGACAACAGCAACGCAGUUGCCAAGGCGGAUCAGUCUGCAGCUCCGGCUGACAACUCCAAGUACUGGAUUACCGAGCGCAGCAUUGGCCAGUUCUCGCGCCAUUUCAACUUUCCUUCCCGCAUUGACCAGGAUGGUGUUACCGCCAGCUUGAAGGAUGGAAUCCUGACCAUUGAUGUGCCCAAGGCUAAGAAGCACGAAUCUCGCCGCGUCGCUGUCAACUAA